Molecule: messenger RNA, 1186 nt
Organism: Cygnus atratus (black swan)
Lineage: Eukaryota; Metazoa; Chordata; Aves; Anseriformes; Anatidae
Gene: COQ7
Product: coenzyme Q7, hydroxylase
Biological process (GO): regulation of reactive oxygen species metabolic process; determination of adult lifespan; ubiquinone biosynthetic process
Cellular component (GO): nucleus; mitochondrial inner membrane
Molecular function (GO): 3-demethoxyubiquinol 3-hydroxylase activity
Source: RefSeq, a predicted model, not a curated record
GUCAGCAAGAUGGCGGCGGCCGCGGCCCUGGCUCCGGCGCUGCGGCGCUCGCUGGGGCGGCCCCGGGGGGCUUCGGGGGGACGCCGCGGCAUUGGCCCGCCGCGGGGGGAAGCUCCCAGGCCCCGCAGCACCGGGACGGGCCCGGACGGCAUCAACAAGGCCGUCGUGGAGCGCAUCAUCCGGGUGGACCACGCCGGGGAGUACGGCGCCAACCGCAUCUACGCCGGGCAGAUGGCGGUGCUGGGCCGGUCGGCCGUGGGGCCCGUCAUUCAGCAAAUGUGGAAUCGAAAAGACCACUUGAAAAAGUUUAACGAGUUAAUGAUUGCCUACAGAGUUCGACCUACUGUUUUGCUGCCUUUCUGGAAUGUAGCAGGUUUUGUUUUAGGGGCUGGAAGCGCUUUACUUGGAAAGAAAGGUGCGAUGGCUUGCACAGUGGCAGUGGAAGAGAGCAUAUCGGAUCACUAUAACAGCCAGAUCAGAACUCUUAUGGAAGAAGAUCCAGAAAAGUACAAGGAGCUGUUGCAGAUAAUAAAGCAAUUUCGGGAUGAUGAACGGGAGCACCAUGACAUUGGGCUUGAACACGAUGCUGAGGGAGCACCAGCUUAUUCUGUUCUGAAGACAGUAAUACAGCUUGGAUGCAAAGCUGCAAUAUUUUUAUCAGAAAGAAUUUAGUGAUAUUUUCCAUAAUGUUUGUGGCAAUAAACUGUGAAGCCAAAGAUUAUGAAAACUGUGGAAGACUAAAAUCUAUUUUAUUCAGGCUUUUAAAAUGUUCUUCAUUAAACACCUGAUUCUGCCAUCACGUUGAGUACUUGUUCAAAAGGUAUCUACACUAAAGUCAGUUGAGCUAAAUGUGAAUGAUGAUAGAAUUGGGACUAUGUGACUUAAACCUUCUUAUUCAGAAACUGUUCACAAGGUGGCAGUAAAAUAUGUUGUAUAUACAUGAUUUAUAUAUGUGUGUAUAGAGAGUAUGGGUAUAUAGAACAUAUACAUGUAUGAAAGUGGUAACUAUCUUCUCUGUUGCUUUCAAAUUUAUACGUUCUUGAAAUAAGCUGGAGCUCACUAGCUCAUUUUAAAAUGGUUAAUACUGAAUAAGUAGCAUAUUCUUGAGUUCUAUUUUCAGGGUACAUGAAAUCCUAGUAAGUAUUUCUUUUCAGUUUUUUCUUGAAUAAAGAUUGUUAUUAUAAGA